UCAUUACUCCACCGCGGAGGGUCUGUUAUAAAUAUCAUUUCGCUGUUUCAUGAUCUCCGGUCAGACUGAAAUAUGACGGAUUUCACUCUGAUCAGAAAGAAGGAAGAAGACAAACGCGGACAUGUUCAGCUGUGGAGCUCUGCAGCAGGAUGUGCAGGCAAAGCUUGGAGAGGACGUCACUCUUCAGUGUCAGAUCUCCAAACAUGAAACCAUCUCAGUGCUGAAGUGGAGCAGAGCUGACCUGAGCACAGACGGCUACGUCUACUUCUACAGGAACAGGCGCUCCUAUCAAAACUUCCAGCAUCCAUCUUUCCACGGCCGAGUGAAGCUGAGGAACCCGGAGAUGAAGGAUGGAGACUUUUCUCUGAUCCUGCAGAACGUCACGUUUAAUGACACUGGGAUAUAUGAGUGUCACAUAGCAGUGAGGAACUCUGGGAGCAGUAACAGAGCUCACUCUGAGAUCAGCCACUUCAUCAACCUCACAGUCACAGGUGAAACUCAUGAAGACAUGUUGCAGCAGGAACUCCCGGAAAAAGAAGAUGGAGAUGGAAACAUGCAGUUUGGAGCUGCCAAUCUUCAGAUCAUUGUUCCUGUCGUUGUUGUUGUUGUUGGUGUACCUGUGGUUGUUGUUGUUGUUGUAGCUGUGGUUGGUUUGGGGGCACUCUGGCAAUCUAAUGAAAAUAAGAAGCAUCGUCGAGUCAGGUGUCUCAGUGUGUGACUGGAGUGUGUGUGGACUUUUAUUUAUCCUGCCUGCUUCUGUGUCAGAGGUGGAAAAAGUACACACAUUCUGAACUUAAGUCGAAGUACAGAUACAUGUGUAAAAGUUGAAGUACUGGUUCAACUUCUUUGCCCAAGUAAAAGUAAAAAGUACAGAACAGAAUAGAAUAGAUUAGAACUUUGUCAUUAUACAUACAACAAAAUUAAUCAUCAUACAUACAUCAUUCAGAACAACCAUCCAAGAGUAGGACAGACAAGACUAACAUAGGGGAGAUGGGUGUCUGCAGCCUCGGCCACUAGGGGGCCGCCAGCAGAAUCAAUCCCAGGAAAGGGAAGACAGAAACAAUGGGAGAGUUAGGUUAAAAAAAAAUCAUCUUGUACUGUGCUCAUAAUGAGCACCUUACAAGGUUCCACAAAAACACCUCAGCAAAAGCAUAUCGCACAUUCAAAGCCUGGGAUAGCAACAAGGUGAGGCGGGAGGGGUAGGUAUGGGGAUGCCGACAGGAGACGAGAGGGUCAGGGCAUUGUGGCGCCAGGACCUAGCUCCUGCCUCAACAGUUUGCUGAUAGUGAUGGACGUGCGUCAGUGGUCGUGGUAGUCCAGAUCCCAGUUCACACAAAACACAGAAGGAAGGUAGGGGCAGGGGAGUGCAUCUGCUGUCACGUCGAUAUAUAUGUAUAUAUAUGUGUAUAUAUGUAUAUAUGUAUAUAUAUAUAAAAUGUGAAUUAUAUAAUAUAUGUAAAUAAUGUGAAUUAUAAGUAUUUAUGUUUGUAUUACACACAUUAUUCAUAUAA
This is a messenger RNA of Archocentrus centrarchus (flier cichlid), 1511 nucleotides long. RefSeq names its product sodium channel subunit beta-3-like. The record is from RefSeq and is a predicted model, not a curated record. Gene Ontology annotation, cellular component: external side of plasma membrane. Gene Ontology annotation, biological process: T cell receptor signaling pathway; regulation of cytokine production. The transcript has 3 exons. NCBI's taxonomy places the organism in Eukaryota, Metazoa, Chordata, Actinopteri, Cichliformes, Cichlidae. Gene Ontology annotation, molecular function: signaling receptor binding. The coding region runs from base 122 to 718 and encodes 198 amino acids.